Molecule: messenger RNA, 1305 nt
Organism: Zootermopsis nevadensis
Lineage: Eukaryota; Metazoa; Arthropoda; Insecta; Blattodea; Termopsidae
Source: RefSeq, a predicted model, not a curated record
AUGGCUUUGGUAGGUCAUUACUUGGUCAGCACAUCAACUCCCAUCACCGUGUUUCUGGCUUUUGUGACCAAGGUCCGCUACCCUUUCACAAGCAGCUCAUCAUUUCACAUCACAAUGAUAGGAGAAAGUUGCAGGAAGCUGGCAGAGAAAUACGGCAUCUCAAAAUCUACUGUUUCCAACAUCAACAGCAACAGAGCCGCAAUUACCGAUGCGUGGGAAAAGAAUUGUAAUGCACACAGAAAAAGACUACGAAAAACACCUCAUGAUGAACUAAAUGACAAAGUGUUAGAGUUAUUCCGGUGUAGUCGUGCAAAGAACAUUCCCAUUAGUGGCACACUUUUACAGGAGAAGGCUAGAGAAAUUGCAACUAGACUGCACACCGAAGAUUUCUCGGCGAGCAAUGGCUGGUUGGAUCGUUUCCGUAAACGAAAUAACAUAAGUCUGCACGUCCUUUCUGGCGAAUCAGCUUCUGCUGAUCUUCAAGCUGCUGAAGAUUGGAAACGCAAACUUCCAAGCCUUUUGUUGGGAUACGCAGAAGAGGACAUUUUCAACGCAGAUGCAUCUGGAUUAUUCUACCGUCAACUUCCAACGCGAUCCUUAAUAGAAAUGAGAGAGACAUGUAAAGGAGGGAAGAAAUCUAAGGAACGGAUUACUGUUUUGCUAUGUUGCAAUUCGCGAGGAGCGAAAUUAAAGCCAUUAGUUAUUGGAAAUGCUGCACGUCCUAGAGCUUUCAAAACGAACAAUGUGAAAUUGGACGACCUUCCCGUAAUUUUGUGUCACUACAAGAAGGCUUGGAUGACAUCUAACAAUUUUUCUGAGUGGUUGAACGAGGUCAACCUUAAAAUGAAGCGGGCUAAUCGGAAGAUAUUAUUGUUUGUCGACAACGCUACAAGCCACGUCAGUUCAAAUCUCUCAAACGUCAGUAUACAAUUUCUGCCGCCAAAUCUGACCAGCGAAGUGCAGCCACUAGAUAAGGGCAUUAUUCAAUCUGUGAAACUGCUCUACAGGAAGCAACUAAUGCAUUCACUAAUCAAUGCUGCAGAUAAGUGCAAAGACGUGACCGAAUUUUCAAGAAGCGUUACAGUCUUAGAUGCCAUUCGGUGGAUUCAUGGUGCCUGGGCAGAAGUUUCUCCUCAAACCAUUGCAAAGUGUUUCCGACAUGCAGGAUUUAUGGCAGAUUCCAUUGAGGAUGAAGAGGAAGGGAUGGAAGAAGACAGUUUUCAUGAAGAAAUAAACUGUCUUCCUGAGGAGAUCGCAACCAAAUUCCUGAUGUCCAAGCUCUUUCAACGUUCGACAACAUUCUAG